Purpureocillium lilacinum is the source of this 1557-nucleotide messenger RNA. RefSeq names its product glycine hydroxymethyltransferase shm1. Lineage: Eukaryota; Fungi; Ascomycota; Sordariomycetes; Hypocreales; Ophiocordycipitaceae. Gene Ontology annotation, biological process: L-serine catabolic process; folic acid metabolic process; tetrahydrofolate interconversion. The record is from RefSeq and is a predicted model, not a curated record. Gene Ontology annotation, molecular function: zinc ion binding; serine binding; pyridoxal phosphate binding. Gene Ontology annotation, cellular component: cytoplasm.
AUGUCUCUGCCUGGUCUGCGAGGCACUUCGCGUGCCCUCCGCGGCAUCGCGAGGCCGGCGACCCUCCCCGUCGCCGGCAGGAGGGCCAAGUCGUCCAUGGCCAUGGACGGCCAGCAGCAGCUCCUCGCCGCGCACCUCCAGAAGGCGGACCCGGCCGUCUUCGACAUCAUUGAGAAUGAGAAGAAACGCCAGAAGCACUUCAUCAACCUGAUCCCCUCCGAGAACUUCACCUCCCAGGCCGUGCUUGACGCGCUCGGCAGCGUCAUGCAGAACAAGUACUCCGAGGGCUACCCCGGUGCCCGGUACUAUGGCGGCAACGAGUUCAUCGACCAGGCGGAGCGCCUGUGCCAGCAGCGCGCCCUCGAGGCGUUUGACCUGGACCCCAAGAACUGGGGCGUCAACGUGCAGGCCCUCUCCGGUGCGCCGGCCAACCUCUACGUGUACUCGGCGCUCAUGAACACGCACGACCGCCUCAUGGGCCUCGACCUCCCCCACGGCGGCCACCUGUCGCACGGCUACCAGACGCCCACCAAGAAGAUCUCCUUCAUCUCCAAGUACUUCGAGACCCUGCCGUACCGCCUGGACGAGUCGACGGGCCUCAUCGACUACGACAAGCUCGAGGAGAUGGCCCUCCUCUACCGCCCCAAGAUCAUCGUCGCCGGCGCCAGCGCCUACAGCCGCCUGAUCGACUAUAAGCGCAUGCGCGAGAUCUGCGACAAGGUCAACGCCUACAUGCUGGCCGACAUGGCGCACAUCUCGGGCCUGGUCGCCGCCAAGGUCAUGCCCGGCCCCUUCCCGUACGCCGACAUCGUCACCACGACGAGCCACAAGAGCCUGCGCGGCCCGCGCGGCGCGCUCAUCUUCUUCCGCAAGGGCGUGCGGAGGCAGAACCCCAAGACCAAGGAGGACGAGAUGUACAACCUCGAGGGCCCCAUCAACACGUCCGUCUUCCCCGGCCACCAGGGCGGCCCGCACAACCACACCAUCACGGCGCUCGCCGUCGCCCUCAAGCAGGCCCAGUCGCCCGACUUCCACGCCUACCAGUCGCAGGUGCUGGCCAACGCAAAGGCCUUUGCCAAGCGCCUCGGCGACGACAAGGGCAAGGGCGGCCUCGGCUACAGCAUCGUCUCGGGCGGCACCGACAACCACCUCGUGCUGGCCGACCUCAAGCCCCACGGCGUCGACGGCGGCCGCGUCGAGCGCGUCCUCGAGCUGGUCGGCGUCGCGGCCAACAAGAACACGGUGCCCGGCGACCGCUCCGCCCUCGUGCCCGGCGGCCUGCGCAUGGGCACCCCCGCCAUGACGACGCGCGGCUUCAACGAGGACGACUUUGUCCGCGUCGCCGACGUGGUCGACCGCGCCGUCGCCAUCGCCGCCCGCGUCGACAAGACGGUCCGCGCCGCCGCCAAGGACAAGGGCGAGAAGAGCCCCGGCAAGCUCAAGCUCUUCCUCGACCACCUCGGCAACGGCGACAACGAGCCCGAGAUUGUCCAGCUGCGGAGCGAGGUCGAGGACUGGGUCGGCACCUACCCGCUGCCCUGGGAGUCGGGCAAGUAA